AUGUGUCAAUCUUCAAUUCAUUCUGAAUUAGUCAUACAUCUGUUUUGUUUUCUGUUUUUCUGUUUUUGUCUCACUAAAUUGAGAGGAUCGGUUUUAUAUUGCAGAAAUCCAGUCUCUUCUUGUAAAAUCAAUUAUUGUGAACCAAAUAAUUCGAAAUGUGGCUUAAUCCUUCUGGGUAAUAGUGGUGCUGGUAAAUCAUUCAUAGCCAAUAUACUACUUGGUGAAGAUAGAUUUCAACAUGCAUAUCGACCAACAGCUGUCACACGCAAAACAGACUCUGCUGAAUUGACAAUCGGUGAUACAACCUAUGCUAUUUUUGAUAUUCCAGGCCUGAUCGAAGCUAAACAAGAACAAAUUGAUCUAAAUAAAACUGAAAUCGAAAAAGCAUUUCAACAGCGUCCACUAUCAAUUAUUUUAUUUGUUUUUCGUAGUUGUGGUGGACGGAUUUUAGAUGAAGAUCUCAUUGCAUUUCGAGCUAUAAAUGAAGCUUAUCAAUUUAAUUUAACCUCGUUGAUAUUUGUUCUCAAUAAUUUAGACCCAAAGCGCGACUCAGAGUAUGAAGGUCAAACAACUGCUCUAUUACAAGAAAUAUUAGAAUUAAAACAAAUUAAAUUAUGUUUUCUUGAUCAUAUCGAUGUUCGUGAUAACGAAGCACGAGAGAAUUAUCGUAAUGAGCUUGCUCUAUUCAUUCUUUAUUGUACACCAAAUACUCAUACAAAGCGUCAUCAAAUCAAACUACAUGCAGACAACAUGAAACAAUUAAAACAGAAAAUGAAACAAAUGCAGUUAGAUUUUCAAGAACAAAUUGCUUUGCGUCAACAAGAAAUUAAAGAGCUACAAAUAGAAUAUAAUACAUAUAAAAAGUCAAUUGAAACGGAAAUCAAUAAUUUGAAACAAAAACUGGCUCAAUAUGAAAAACAAAAAUCUAAUUGUAUCAUUUUAUAA
Didymodactylos carnosus is the source of this 945-nucleotide messenger RNA. The record is from the annotation of a GenBank genome assembly. NCBI's taxonomy places the organism in Eukaryota, Metazoa, Rotifera, Eurotatoria, Philodinida, Philodinidae.